AUGAGUACACAGGACACAGUCAACAUAGUGCUGUUGAGGCGAAUCGGAUUUUUCGCACUAUUCAACCCAAAAACCAAGAAAGUGUUCAAUUGUAACAUUUAUCGGGUGUGUUGUGUUCUGGUGACUUUUAUUAUUGAAUGUUUGACGGUUUACGGGAUGAUCGGUUUGUUUGUCGAGACAGAAGGCAAGUUGGACAACGUUAACCUGUCCAACUUGCUGGUUUACUAUCAGGUGAACAUUCUCUGUCUGGUAGAAAUAUCCACGUUUAUAUAUAGAGCGGAAGACAUUUGGCAUUUGUAUAAAGUGACGGGCGUAAACUUCUUGACUAACAGACGGAGUCGUCAGCAUAAGCAUAUCCUUUACGAGUACCGCGAGGUGUCUAUAAUGGCAACUAAUUAUCUGUGCAAGUUUUUGGUCUUGGCCGUAUCCGCAUGGAUCUUGUAUCCACAAUUGCUAAAUUUCAACACUUUCACUGGAGUACAUGACAUAGAUAUCACGAAGACUAAACGUUUUUAUAACGUAUUCGACAUCAGGUUUCCGGUGACCACUCGGACGUACAACGAUUACUACUAUCUAUUCUACUUGAUCGAAGUAUUUAUGGUGACAUCCAUGGGAUAUUUGUUCGUAAUGUUUAAUACCAUGUUCAUUUCAUUCUCGUUCGUGCUGAUGGCCCAAUACGAGAUCGUCGCGAAUGAUUUCGCAUCAAUUGGUGACGAGCACACGAACCCCGAUGACCGAAAAAUGACCGUAAUAGGUAAAUUUUUGUAAAAAUAUUAAAUAGAUUAUAUAUAUGGUUAAUACUGUUGAUGAUUGUGCCAAUGUUUUAGGAGCGAAGUUGAAAGGGAGGAUAUACAGGCUGUCCUAUGAAGAUGUACUCCUUGAAUAUCUCCAGAGAUAA
Molecule: messenger RNA, 898 nt
Organism: Cinara cedri
Lineage: Eukaryota; Metazoa; Arthropoda; Insecta; Hemiptera; Aphididae
Source: the annotation of a GenBank genome assembly